This is a messenger RNA of Kuraishia capsulata CBS 1993, 1236 nucleotides long. RefSeq lists its product as uncharacterized. Bases 1 to 1236 code for a protein of 411 amino acids. The transcript is spliced from 2 exons. Gene Ontology annotation, biological process: ribosomal large subunit assembly; rRNA processing. NCBI's taxonomy places the organism in Eukaryota, Fungi, Ascomycota, Pichiomycetes, Pichiales, Pichiaceae. The record is from RefSeq and is a predicted model, not a curated record. Gene Ontology annotation, cellular component: preribosome, large subunit precursor. Gene Ontology annotation, molecular function: rRNA binding.
AUGGCGAAAAGAAGAUCAAAGACAAGAACGCACGUUAAGGCCACGGAUGAGGACCUGGCUAAGAUCCCCAAGUCGAUGGUAAUCCAUCUUGGAACAGCAUUGCAGAACCAUUCGCUGACACAACUAGUAAAAGAUACAAGAAAUAUGAUGCAGCCACACACAGCAAUUAGUCUUCGUGAAAGAAAAUCCAACAAGCUGAAGGACUUUGUGGUGAUGGCCGGGCCUCUUGGUGUGUCUCAGCUCAUGAUCUUCUCUCAAUCAGAGGACACAGGCUCGUCACAAUUACGUAUUGCCAGAACCCCACAUGGUCCAACUGCUUGCUUCAAGAUUAAAAGCUAUUCUCUGUGCAAAGAUGUGGCCAGAUUUUUGAAACAUCCAAAGUCCAUCAGCAAACAGUCUCCAGAGUUCCUUGCUCCACCAUUGCUGGUGAUGAAUGGAUUCUCCAACCCAAAGGACUCACCAGCUCAUGAGAAGUUGCUAAUAACGAUGUUCCAGAACUUGUUUCCACCAAUAUCUCCUCAGAGCACCAAAGUGGGAUCCAUAAAGAGAGUUUUGCUGUUGAAUAAGGACCGCGAGACUGGAAUUAUUGAAAUCCGUCAUUACGCUAUCGACACCAAGCUGGUCGAUGUCUCCAAGGGUGUCAAGCGUCUAAUCAAUUUGAAUAAGAACUCCGCCAGAAGAAUGCCCAACUUGGCCAAGGUUGGUGAUAUGUCCGACAUAAUCCUUGACCCUUAUGCCAAUGCUGUCGGAUACACAAGUGAGUCUGAGGUUGAAGACGACUCGGUUGUGGAUAUCAAGGAGGAUGUCACGGUGAUAGCGAGAAACAGAAGUGCGACUCCAGCAGCAGCAGAGCCAGCUGAUCAAGAUGACAAAAAGAAUGUCAGAAAGCGGGCUGUGAAACUGACAGAACUGGGUCCCCGGAUGGAGCUGGACCUGGUCAAGAUCGAGGAAGGUAUCUGCUCAGGAAAGGUUCUACACCACGCAUUCAUUGCAAAGACAGACAAAGAAAUCAAGCAACUGGAACAGAAGCACGCAGUCAAGAGGAAGCUGAAGGAGGAGAGAAAAAAGGCGCAGCAGAAGAAUGUAGAUGCUAAGAAAGCCAAAAAGGAGGAGAAGAAGAAGAGAAGAGAGGAUGCCAGAAAGCGUGGAGAGAAGGUGGAGAGCUCUGAUAGCGAGGAUGAGAGUGAGAGUGAAAUUGACGAAGAUCUGUCCGAUUUCGAGGAGUUUUCUACGUAA